Messenger RNA from Postia placenta MAD-698-R-SB12, 474 nucleotides. RefSeq lists its product as hypothetical. Gene Ontology annotation, molecular function: phosphatidylinositol-3-phosphate binding. NCBI's taxonomy places the organism in Eukaryota, Fungi, Basidiomycota, Agaricomycetes, Polyporales, Adustoporiaceae. Gene Ontology annotation, biological process: late endosome to Golgi transport; endocytic recycling. The record is from RefSeq and is a predicted model, not a curated record. Gene Ontology annotation, cellular component: retromer complex; early endosome membrane. The coding region runs from base 1 to 474 and encodes 157 amino acids. The transcript is spliced from 5 exons.
AUGAGUACUACAGUGUCGCCGUUUGCACGCAGCAGCGUAUUUGAUGAACUUCGUGUCGGCGGCCGCGAGCAAACGAUAGAGGAAAUGUACAGCGUUCCGGAAAGCUUCCUGGAGAUCGAAGUCCGUAACCCGCAGACACACGGAUUCGGUCGGAAGAUGUACACAGAUUAUGAGAUUGUGUGUAAGACCAACAUCCCUGCCUUUAAGCUACGCCACUCCGUCGUGCGCCGGCGAUACUCUGAUUUCGAAGCGUUUCGCGAUAUCUUGGAACAUGAGUCAACGCGUGUCAAUAUACCGCCUCUGCCUGGCAAAGUCUUCACCAACCGCUUUUCUGAUGAAGUUAUCGAGGCACGGCGUGAAGGUCUUGAACGCUUUCUUACAGUUGUCGCCGGCCAUCCUCUCCUGCAGACCGGUAGCAAGGUCUUGUGUGCAUUCCUACAGGACCCUGCUUGGGACAAGAACCAGUGGCAGUGA